Fragaria vesca subsp. vesca is the source of this 2226-nucleotide messenger RNA. RefSeq lists its product as uncharacterized. Gene Ontology annotation, biological process: protein deubiquitination. The coding region runs from base 390 to 1997 and encodes 535 amino acids. Gene Ontology annotation, molecular function: cysteine-type deubiquitinase activity; K63-linked deubiquitinase activity. Lineage: Eukaryota; Viridiplantae; Streptophyta; Magnoliopsida; Rosales; Rosaceae. The transcript has 9 exons. The record is from RefSeq and is a predicted model, not a curated record.
UUCAAUUCUUCUGAUUCAAAUUCCAUUCAAAUUCGCUCUCCCCUUUGCAGAUCUCACGCUCGCUUUUGCUCGAAGCUUGUUAUCAAGGCUCUCUCUUUUCUCAGCUUGAGGGGUGAAAUUUUUGGCAAUUUUACGGGUAAAAAUUCGAGUAGCUUAGAGGGUUUGUCUUGUUUAAAGUUCGAGCUCUGGGUCUCAUGAGAAUUGUUAGGGGAAUGCAGAGAUUGUUUCGCGAGGAGCAGAACGUGCUGGGCUGGAAGAAAUCCUUCAGCCAAGGGAUUGGCGUCACUGUGCCCAAGGCCAGAACGCGUGACAAACAAAACUCUAUGUUUGGGGUUUUGUGAAGGAAGUUAGGAUAGGGUGUUUGUUGAAGACUAACAGCAACGAAUGCAAUGACUAGGAUUCUGGUUCAGCGAGGUUCCUCCAGUGGUUCUUCUUCCAACCCAAGCCGCUCUUCUUCCUUGUCUGGUUCUUCCUCUGCUUGGUCACAGCCUCAGAUUAAUAGUCCUCAGGUCCUUUCGGCUGUGAAAGAUGAGGAGAUUGAAGUGGAGCCGCAGGAAAAUGUUAUUGCAGAUGAUCUCUCAGAGAAUUGCGGGAGUAGUGACAAUAAUGCUGUGAAAAGUGAUGGUGUGUUGUUGGAAAGCACUCAUAAUGAUCACUCUCCAUGUUUAAGUGAGGAACUUUCUGAAGUUGAGAGAGUUGGCAAGAAUGAUAUUGCUGGACAAGGGGAGUUGAUGAAAGGUUUAGGCGGUUUGACAAUAUCUGAAAGGGUGAAAGUUGACAGUGCGGAUUCUGGUGGGGCUACUUUACAAAAUGUGACUGGGAGUUCACAGCCACCACCACCUCCUGUUCCUCCCCCAAAAAUUUCUUCACCAAAUUCAAAUUCAAGGAGAACCAUCACAGGAAGUUCAAAUGCAGUCAGGAUUGGACCUUCUAGAAGAGCAGUUGCCUGGCCAGUUGUUUCAACUAGGACGUCACCAACUGGAUCACGGCCUUCUUCUCCCAGGUCUCAUGGUGAAGGCGAGGGAUACAAUAGUGCCGAUGAGCAAGGCCCUUGCUUUGUAUCCUCCUAUGAUGAUACUGAAAGGGAACGGCAGUUUGAAAUUGAUAUUAGACGCGCAAAAGGUUUUGAAGUGAAAAGAAUGCUGGAGGAUGGCAAUUGUCUGUUUCGUGCUGUUGCAGACCAGGUUUAUGGGGAUUCUGAGGCGUAUGACUUGACCAGACAAAUGUGCAUAGAUUAUAUGGAGCGAGAGAGGGAUCAUUUUUCUCAAUUCAUUACAGAAGGAUUUACUUCUUAUUGCAAGAGGAAAAGAAGAGACAAGGUCUACGGAAAUAAUGUGGAGAUCCAGGCCUUAUCUGAAAUGUAUAAUCGGCCCAUCCAUAUUUAUUCCUACAGUAUAGAACCUAUCAAUAUCUUCCAUGGAAGUUAUAAUACCGAUACACCACCUGUACGGUUGAGUUACCACCAUGGAAAUCAUUACAACUCUCUUGUUGAUCCUCGUCGCUUAAGCAUUGGUGCAGGACUUGGGUUCAGCAGUCUCCGUGGGACAAAUGCUGACAAGGAUCAGAUCAAGGCUGCCAUUAAGGCUCAACAAGACCAACAAAUCGAUAAUGCACUUUUAGCUGAGGGGCGAUUUUACUCUGACCUUGAGCUUACUGAGAAGGAAAUUGAACGCAUGGUGAUGGAAGCUUCAAGGGCUGAGUAUCUUGCAGAUGGCACAUUCAAGCAACUUAGCCGUAGAGAAUCUUCUACUUCAAGCUGUGAGCCUUCAUCUUCUGGAGCUAGAUCGUCAGGCAGUGAUUCUAAGCCAGGUGGUAGAGACCAGGGUGGCCAGUAUUCCACCUUAAGCAGUAGUAUGCAAAUCGUUCUGUCGAUGGGGUUCAGCUAUCUACAGGCCAUCGAAGCUUACAGCAUAUUUGGAGAUGAUGUAGAUUCCAUGGUUUGUUACUUGUUGGAAACUAGCAGCAGUAGCAGGCGCAAAGGCAAGGCAACAGAAUGAUGUCCAACUAGAAACCAUAAAAUGAAAAGGUGAAAGAGACUUGGGAAUGCAUAUGUGAUUGUGUUGGCCUCUUUGUGCUGGGACUGUAGAAAAUGAUUCAAUUGAAUGAGCCCUGUGAAUCUUUAAUAUGUUAUCGAAGUUCAGUCAAUAAAAUGGAUUGACUAGACUGUUUACUGACUUUGAGUUAUCUAGCAUUUAAAGUUCGAUAAUCAAGUUAGCAUUUCAGGAC